AUGAGUGGCAGAGAGAAAAGAUGGUCUCUUGAGGGAUUGACUGCUCUUGUUACUGGUGGAACCAAAGGGAUUGGGUAUGCUAUAGUGGAAGAAUUGGCAGGGUUUGGAGCAACUAUUCAUACUUGUGCUCGGAAUGAAGUUGACCUCAAUGACUGCUUGAGUCAAUGGGAGAAGAAGGGUUUCAAGGUCACUGGUUCAGUGUGUGAUGUGGUGUCAAAAUCCCAAAGAGAGGAGCUUAUAAACAAGCUUUCAUCCCUGUUUGAUGGGAAACUUAACAUCCUUAUAAACAAUGUGGGAACAAACAUAACAAAACCAACGACGGAGUUCACAGCUGAAGAUUACACAUUUCUUAUGAGUACCAAUCUUGAAUCUGCUUAUCACUUGUGCCAACUUGCACAUCCUCUGCUCAAAGCUUCAGGAGCCGGCAACAUUGUUUUUGUGUCUUCUGUUGCUGGAGCAAUAAAUCAAUUAGCCAAAAACUUGGCAUGCGAGUGGGCAAAAGAUAACAUAAGAACUAACAGUGUUGCGCCUUGGUUCAUCACAACUCCCCUCGCUGACCACUUUCUCGGCAACGAAAAAUCUUUUAAGAUCAUCAAGUCUCGAACCCCAUUAAGACGCCCAGGAGAGCCAGAAGAGGUGUCUUCCUUGAUAGCAUUUCUGUGCCUACCGGCCGCCUCUUACAUAACUGGCCAAACUAUUUCCGUCGAUGGAGGGGUGACUGUCAAUGGCCUCCUCUUCCAAGGAGCAUGA
Molecule: messenger RNA, 750 nt
Organism: Prunus armeniaca (apricot)
Lineage: Eukaryota; Viridiplantae; Streptophyta; Magnoliopsida; Rosales; Rosaceae
Source: the annotation of a GenBank genome assembly